This is a messenger RNA of Galleria mellonella (greater wax moth), 12437 nucleotides long. Its product is annotated as dynein axonemal heavy chain 1-like. Gene Ontology annotation, biological process: microtubule-based movement. Gene Ontology annotation, cellular component: dynein complex. The transcript is spliced from 84 exons. Gene Ontology annotation, molecular function: ATP hydrolysis activity; dynein intermediate chain binding; ATP binding. The record is from RefSeq and is a predicted model, not a curated record. Bases 431 to 12418 code for a protein of 3995 amino acids. Lineage: Eukaryota; Metazoa; Arthropoda; Insecta; Lepidoptera; Pyralidae.
UUAAUUUUUUUGACAACAGGUAUUCUUAGGUUGUGUUUGUAAAUAAACAAAAUGUUAGUAAACUUAAACUAUUCGACUGUAACAAUCUAACAGUACAAACAGUUUUAAAUUAACAAGUGGUAUAUAGGCAGAUUCUUUAUAUACAGUCACUAUUCUUCGUUUGUAUAGGCAAAAACUGACAGACUAGCGCCUACUGUUGUUUCCCUGCCAAAACCGCAAAGACCUAAGAUUCUCUUGCCGCCCGGUCGUUGGACUACGUAUCGAGAAGAUGAAAGUAUUAAAUUUCCAUUUGAGACAUUUGUACCUAAACUGCAGUUUCUGAGUAUAGUGCUGCCAAAGGAGUUGCCUCGUUUGGUUAAAAUUGAGAGGCUACGGAGAAAAUUUCUCGCUGCUAAUAUAAAGUGUACCAGAGGAGUGGUUGUCAUUGGGUAUGAUCAAGGGGGAGCAGUACCCUUGUCCAGGCCUCGCUUUUAUUCCUAAAGAGGAUGGAAAGGCCAGCAAAUCUUCUGGAGACGUCUUGCAGAUGCUGAACAAUUUGUAUGAGUGGAUAAAUGUGGCUGCGUUCAGCUACGACAAGGAAACAGAGAAAUGGGAGGUGAUGGCACUAGAUGGCACCAAACGUCGAUACAACAUCCCUCGCAUCCGCCUCAUGUUCAAAGCGGACGAUCCCGAGACGUUUGCGCAACGCGUCAAGUUCGCAGUCGAUUUGCGGAGAGAAGUGGAGAAUAACUUACGGUUCUACCUUUAUCUGGAUUGUCUGCUGUUGGACGGGCUGCCGAUUAUGCCACGUCAUUUCAUGCCCGUCGUGAUUGCUAUGGUGCGGAUACACAGGCAGGCUCGCGAGCUUGACGAGAACCACUUGCAAAAUCUGAAACACGAGGCUGAGUUGCUUUAUAAGAAAAUGGAAGGUAAAAUGAAGAUAAUGAACACUAUACAGAAGUAUAGGGAUCUUUAUAAUUUUAUCGAUGUGCCCACUAAGGAUUACGUGCCUCCAGUGCCGGACUAUGGGCGGUACCCUUGCGUGAUGGAAGACUUCCCCGGACGACUGAAACAUAAUCAGUGGUACUCGUUGUACGUGAUUACGGAAGCUGUAUCCUGUAUACACUUGGUUGUCGAGGAGUGUCUAAAGGUGGAGUCAAUGUUGUUCUUCACUACCAAUUAUGGUAGAAACGUGAGCCUUGCUGAGUUCGACGCAGCGCAGCAGCACUGUACUUCAAUGAUGUUGAAAUAUUUGAAUAUAACUUGGCUGAAUAACACAGCACACGCAAUCAGGAUGUCGUUCAGAGAUGUCGGAAAGGGAUGGUACAAUAUAUAUGAGAAGAAAUGGGAGUUUUAUAGCAUCAGCAAGCUAUGUCGUUUCAUGCAACUUGUCAGAUUUCGCAUGCAGUACGCGCUUCGAUAUUGCAUCGAGCAGUCGAUGGCGAUGUUCGUGGCUCUAUGCGAGACGCCAUGCCUAUGUACCUACUCGUGCGAGGAAGACUUCGAAUGGGAUUCUAACGAUCUCAUCAACUCGCCUUUCCGUUCGCCCACACCCACUCUCUUCUACUUCCACCUCAUGAUGUCUCCCGAAGGACCUUAUUACACCACGAAUCCUCAACAUUUCGAGGUGGUGAUCCAGCGACUGUUCCGGGAAAUGCUGUACCGGUGCCACUUCAUACCUCAGGUGCAUCCGAUGAUCAUGACAGGACUUGUCUUUGACAAAGAGCUGUUCCUUACAUCUAUAGGUCUAAUGGAGCCUAACGUGGUGGAGUACCGGGAAAGACUGCUGAUUGCGUACCGCAAGGCUAUCAUCCCACUGCUAGCGUACUUGCGUCAGUACGAGUGUUAUAAAGAGAUAUUUGUGCUUGAUACCGAAGAGUAUGUCGAGAACUUCCGUCAAGAGAAACAUUCUGCGUCGGAGAUCCGCGAGCAAGUGCAGAUGCAUUAUGAUGCAAAACAAGAUCUUAUAUGGAGAUUGCCACAAUACAUCAAUAUAGGACCGUUUGCGCUUAACAUCGAUACUCUAAAGCAAAUGUUAGUGACGAAGCGGUCAGACAUAAUAAAGGCCUUACUAACGAUGUGGGCCGAGGAGGUGAGGCUGGUCGUGGAAGAUGUGGUAAUGGCGUACAAGGGCAUCAUGCGACGCCUCGGGGAGAAGCCUAAUACGAUAGAACACGUGUUCGAGAUCAGGGAGUGGAUGGAGUCCAUACCCUUUGCGCUGAAGACCCAGGAUGAUAUCAUGAAGAAGGUUCACACGGAUUACGAAGUGUUGGACGUCUUCUUUGUGCCGUUGGAGAACGAUGACUUUAAACUCCUGUGGGAGGCGAUCGGGUGGCCACUUAAUAUAUCGAAACAGGUAGAAGCCACUACAGAAUUUCUUGAGGAAGAGCAAGAGAAGUUUUGGAAGCUUCAUCAGCAGGAUGAGCAGACUCUAUUUGACAAAAUUGACAUGUUCACUUCACAAUGCAUGGCGCUUACACUGCAGAAUGAUUUCACUAAGGUACACGAAAUAGCAAACGACAUAAAGAAGGCAUGGAAGGGCAUGAAAGAUGCUCAAGACUGGGGCAGGGUCCUCAAUCAACGCCAGAAGUUGUUCGGGCAGCCGGUCGUGCCGUUCGCGGACCUCAACCGCCUCGUGAAGGAGUUUGAGCCCUACAGGAACCUUUGGGUCACCGCUUCUGAUUUCCUGAAAGCACGAGAGGUGUGGUUCGACAACCCUUUAAUGUACGUGGACGCUGACACCAUUGAGCCGCUCGUCAACGAAUACUACAAGACCAUAGUCAAGUGUGUGCGCACCUUCGCUGACCUACCAAAGGUGCAGAUGGUCGCCACCACCAUACGGGAUGACAUUGACGAGUUCAGACCAUUGAUACCCAUAAUCCAAGCAGUACGUAAUCCUGGUAUGAAGGAGAGGCAUUGGAAUGAAUUCAUGGAAAGAGCAGGUAUAACGGUGACAAUGAACGAGAAGCAGACAUUCCAGAUGUGUCUCAAGCAGGGCGUAGCCACCCACGGCGAGUUGAUCGCUGAGAUCGGCGAGUUGGCCAGCAAGGAGUACGUGAUCGAGCAGUCCCUGGACAAAAUGCUCGCAGACUGGUCCAACAAGACCAUGGACAUUACGCCUUACAAGGCCACCGGCACGUUCAUAAUGAAGAUAGCUGAUGAAACCCUACAACUGCUGGACGAGCACCUCAUGACGACUCAGCAACUCGGCUUCAGUCCGUUCAAGGCGGCAUUCGAGCUUCGCAUACAGGAGUGGGAUGACAAGCUGCGGCUCACCCAGCGCGUCGUCGACGAGUGGAUUGAGUGCCAAAAAGACUGGAUGUACCUGGAGCCCAUUUUCACGUCCGAGGACAUUUCGCGACAACUCCCGCUGGAAGCUAAGAAGUACGGUACCAUGGAGAGGAUAUGGAGGAGGAUCAUGUCUUCAGCAGCUGCGUGUCCUAAAAUAAUGAUAAUCUGCCCAGACAGCCGGCUAAUGGACAGCCUAGUGGAGGCACGGCAUCUGCUGGCGGUGGUGGCGCGCGGCCUUAACGAGUACAUGGAACUUAAGCGGCUGCGGUUCCCGCGCUUUUUCUUCCUCAGCGACGACGAGCUGCUUGAGAUACUCUCGCAGUCCAGGAAUCCGAGAGCCGUGCAGCCCCACCUAAGGAAGUGCUUUGAGAACAUCGCCAAGGUGACGUUUGAGGCGGAUCUGAAGAUAUCUCAGAUGCACUCGAGCGAAGGCGAGAUAGUGGACCUCAAAUACAAGUUCUACCCGUCGUCCAAUGUUGAACAGUGGCUGCUUCUACUCGAAGACACCAUGAGACAUACAAUCCGGUUGACGCUGGUGGCCGGGCUAGAGGAGUUAUGGUCGUUGCCGCGCGAGCAGUGGGUGCUGCGGUGGCCCGGACAAGUCGUCAUUGCGGGCUCGCAGACUGCCUGGACUGCGGGCGUCGAGCAGGCCAUCGAAGACUACCGGAUGGAUUGUUUCUACGAGGAGAUGCUCCAACAGCUGGACCGGCUGCGAGGGCUGGUGAAGGGUGAGCUGACGUUCUUCCAGCGAGAGGUGGUGUGCGCGCUCAUCGUGAUCGAAGUACACGCGCGUGAUGUCACGCGGACUCUCGUCGACGAGAACGUCAAGAGCGUCACCGACUUCCAGUGGAUGUGCCAGCUCAGAUACUACCAGAUAGUUCGCGACACGUACCCACUGGAAGAGGGCGAGUCGGCCGAGAUAUACCAGGAUGAGAACCGUCUAGACACAUCGGCCUACUACCGCCAGUUCAGCCAAAACCGGUGUGACGUGAAGGCGCUCAAUUCUGUCUUCACGUACCAGAACGAGUACCUCGGGAACAGUGGAAGGCUGGUCAUCACGCCGUUGACGGACCGCUGCUACCUGACGCUGAUGUGCGCCAUGCAUCUCAAGUUCGGCGGUGCUCCUGCCGGGCCUGCCGGCACUGGCAAGACGGAGACCACAAAGGACUUGGCGAAAGCUUUAGCGGUGCAGUGCGUGGUAUUCAACUGUUCCGACCAACUGGAUUUCAUGGCAAUGGGCAAGUUCUUUAAGGGACUGGCGGCGUCCGGCGCGUGGGCAUGUUUUGAUGAAUUCAACAGGAUCGACAUAGAAGUGUUGUCAGUUGUGGCUCAACAAGUGGUGACGAUUCAGAAGGCCCAAGUCUUGAGGUUGGAGAAAUUCAUGUUCGAAGGUUGCGAGCUCCCACUGAAGGCGUCAUGCUCUGUUUUCAUCACCAUGAACCCUGGAUAUGCAGGUCGAACAGAACUACCGGAUAAUUUGAAAGCCCUAUUCCGCCCUAUAGCCAUGAUGGUGCCUGACUACGCCCUCAUCGCGGAGAUCUCCCUCUUCUCCUACGGCUUCUACGAAGCGAAGAUCCUCGCUGGGAAAAUCACCACCACAUUUAGAUUAAGCUCCGAACAGCUGUCGUCACAGGAUCAUUAUGACUUCGGCAUGCGCGCGGUAAAGACUGUGAUCCUGGUAGCGGGGAACCUCAUCAGACAGAUACCGGACGGUGAUGAACGCCAGAUCGUGCUGCGAGCCCUCCGCGACGUCAACGUGCCCAAGUUCCUCGCUGACGAUCUGCUGCUCUUCAACGGUAUAAUAUCCGACUUGUUCCCGCGCGUGGAGAUCCCCGUAGUGGAAUACGGUAUCAUGGAGCAGUCCAUCAGGAACAUGCUCGUCAAACGAGGCUUCGACGAACUCUAUACGUUCAUAUUCAAAGUGAUCCAACUGUACGAGACUACGGUGGUACGGCACGGCCUGAUGCUGGUAGGACCCGCUGGGGCCGGCAAGACUAAGUGUUACGAAGUGCUCCGCGACGCACUGACCGCGAUAAAGGGUAAACUGGCGCCGGACGGCCUCCCGUUCGCGCCCGUACACACGUACGUGGUGAACCCCAAGUCGAUCACGAUGGGACAGCUGUACGGGGAGUUCGACUUGCAGACGCAUGAGUGGACGGACGGUAUUCUGUCGAGCAUGGUGCGCGCCGGUAUCGCGGUGGAGGAUCUGGACAAGCGCUGGUACGUGUUCGACGGGCCCGUCGAUGCUGUCUGGAUAGAGAACAUGAACACCGUAUUGGACGACAAUAAGAAACUGUGCUUGUCGAGCGGCGAGAUAAUGAAGCUGACUGACCGUCAGCGGAUGAUCUUCGAGGUGGCAGAUUUGGCGGUGGCAUCGCCAGCGACGGUCUCCCGCUGUGGGAUGGUGUACCUCGAUACGAGCGUGGUGGGGCUGCAGCCGCUCGUUAACGCCUGGCUCAAGAGCUCCUUACCACCGAUCGCGGAUAAUAUCCGCAAGUUACUGCCGAACCUGAUUACCACAUACUUGUACCCGUCGCUGACGCUGCUCCGAAGCCGCCUCACGGAGCUAGUGGUGUCCAUCGACAGUGCCCUAGUUCUCAAGUUCUUGGAACUUCUGGACUACCGUCUACGACCUCUCACCGGGAAGGACGACAGGCCGCCACCAGCGGGACCCUUCCUCGCGUUGAUGCCGCGGCUGGCACCAUGCUGGGUGGUUUGGGCGGUGAUCUGGUCAGUGGGUGCUACUUGCAACCACAACGGGCGAGCCAUCUUCUCCGACCACAUGCGCAGUCUCAUGGAGAAGGCGGGCAUGAAGCCACUCUUCCCCAAGGAGGGCAGGGUCUAUGAUUACACUUUGCACGACGGCGGUUUCACGGACCAGACGGAGGACGGUGAGCCCGCCAAUCCUUACUGGUACAGCUGGAUGGCCAACAUGGAGGAGUACCAGGUCGAUCCCGAGUGGCAGUACGCAGACAUCGAGGUGCCGACACUGGACAACGUUCGUAGCGCGGCGAUGCUCGGCUACAAGAUCGCGAACUACAACCACGCGGUGUGCGUGGGCCCCACUGGCACCGGCAAGACGGUCACCAUCACGUCGAAGCUCUCGCGCGGCCUCCACAAGAAGUUCAUAUGCGAGUUCAUCGUCUUCUCGGCCAGGACCUCCGCCAACCAGACGCAGGACGUGAUCGACAAUAAGCUGGAGCGACGGCGGCGCGGUGUGUUCGGCCCGCCGCCGACCAAGCGGCAGGUGUUCUUCAUCGACGACCUCAACAUGCCCGCACUCGAGGUCUACGGCGCCCAGCCGCCCAUCGAGCUGCUGCGCCAGUUCAUGGACUUCUCGGGGUGGUACGAUAGGCAGAACAUCGGCGAGUUCAAACUUUUAGUGGAUGUGGGCAUCGUGGCGGCCAUGGGUCCACCGGGCGGCGGUCGCAAUCCUGUCACCAUGCGCCUCAUGAGGCACUUCCACUACAUCUCCUUCACCGAGAUGGAGUACUCCAGCAAGUAUGCCAUCUUCAGCGUGAUCCUCAACUCUUGGACGCGAAAUUUCAACAACGUGACGGUGCGCGAAGCACCGUUCUUGAAGGCGUCCAUCGAGAUCUUCCACUCGCUGGUGGAGGAACUGCUGCCCACGCCCACGAAGUCCCACUACACGUUCAAUCUGCGCGACCUGAGCAAGGUGUUCCAGGGGAUCCUCAUGAUGGACCCCCAUGCGGUUAAGGACGAGGACGACGUCAUCAGGCUGUGGUACCACGAACACCAGCGCGUGUACCAGGACAGACUGGUUAACGACGAAGACCGACAGUGGUUUGUGGGAUUGUUGAACAAGAAGAUUCACACAGAAUUCGGCAAGGAUUGGGCGGACGUGGUCGGCGGGCGGCUCAUGCUGUUCGGCGACUUCAUGGACAUCGGCGCUGACGACAAGAAAUACGUAGAGAUCACGGACAGAGAUGAGCUGAACGAGGUGUUAGCUCAUUAUCUGGACGAGUACAACCUGACGACAACGGUUCCCCUCGACCUGGUGCUGUUCGAAGAUGCAGUGGCUCACCUGUUACGUUUGGCGCGUAUUAUGCGCCAACCAAUGGCCAAUGCACUGCUGCUUGGCAUGGGGGGCUCGGGUCGCCAAAGCUUGUCGCGGCUGGCGGCAAACAUGGCGGAGCUGCAGUGUAUUCAGAUCGAAAUAACGAAGGCAUACGGCCAGGCGGAGUGGCGCGAUGACCUCCGCCAGACCAUGUUACGCGCUGGCGCCGAUAACAGGGGGGUGGUCUUCUUGUUUUCUGACGCACAGAUAAAAAUGGAGUCAUUCCUCGAAGACCUGAACAACAUACUGAGCUCGGGUGACGUGCCCAACAUCUACGAGGCCGAGGACUUGGACAGGAUCUACAUGGCGGUGCGGCACGCGGUCAUGGAGAUGAACUGGGCCGCGACCAAGACGAACCUGUUCGCGUGUUACCAGCGCCGCGUCAGGAGCAACCUGCAUAUCGUGCUUGUCAUGAGCCCCGUUGGUGAGAUAUUCCGCGCCCGCCUCCGCCAGUUCCCAUCGCUGGUGAAUUGUUGUACCAUCGACUGGUUCAGCGAGUGGCCCAAGUCGGCUCUCGAGUCUGUCGCCACGCACUUCUUCCACAACAUGGGCGAGCUGCAGACCUCCGACGAGGUCGUAGAGGCGAUGGUGUCGGUGUGCUGCUUCGCUCACGAGAGCGUAUCGGCGGCGAGUGCCCGGUUCCUGGCGCGGUUGGGCCGCCUCAACUACGUCACGCCCAUGUCCUACAUGGAGAUGCUGGCCGCGUACGCAGACAUGUUCCGCAAAAAGCGCGCCGCCAUACUGGCAGAGUCCAAUGCGCUGAAGACCGGUCUGAACAAGUUAAACCAGACAGAGGUGGAAGUGAAACAGCUGCAAAUAGAAUUGGCGGAACUGAAGCCGCUCAUGGAACGAGCCGCCGACGAGACGAGGAAGGUCAUCGAGCAGAUAGCUAUAGACACGGCAAUAGCAGAGGAGGCUAGGAUCAAAGUGGAAAAAGAGCAAGCCAUUGCCGAGAAAAUGGCGCAAGAGACCACCGCCAUGGCCGAAGAUGCACAGAAGGAUUUAGACGAAGCGAUGCCAGCGCUGCGUGCAGCGGAGAAAGCGCUGCAGGAGUUGAACCGUAAUGAUAUAGUAGAAGUGAAAGCGCUGAAAAAACCGCCCGCCGGCGUCGUACUAGUCAUCGAGUCGCUCUGUGUUGUGUUCGACAUCAAACCUAUCAAGGAAGCGGGUGCUUCAUUUGGUGCGAAAGUGCUGAACUACUGGAAGCCGGGUUCUCAAAUGUUGGCGGACCCCACCGCGUUCCUGGACUCGCUGAUGAAGUUCGAUAAGGAGUCCAUCACUGAGGACAUGACCAAGAAACUGAAGAGGUUCAUCCAGAAUCCCGACUAUGAACCUACUAAAAUUCAAAAGGUGUCGAAAGCGUGCAUGUCGCUGUGCAUGUGGGUGCACGCGAUGUACAAGUUCUAUCACGUGAAUAAGGCUGUCGCGCCCAAGAAGGAAGCGCUCCAGCGGGCCACCAAAGAACUGGCUGCUGUCGAGGCGAUGCUAGCAAACGCGAAAGCCAAGAUGCGAGCUCUGUUGGAGGGCAUCAUGAAGCUGAACGCGUAUUUGCAGGAGAAAGAGGAUGAGAAACGCAAGAUGGAGGAAGACAUCAACCAGUGCCUCGCCAGAAUGGACCGCGCCAACAGACUUUUGAACGGUCUGUCCAGCGAACGAGUACGUUGGAUCAAGACAAUAAAGGAUUUGGACGUGGCUAUAGUUAACCUGAUUGGUGAUAUACUGCUCAGCGCGUGCGCUGUUGGCUACAUAACGCCGUUCACUGACGAGUUCCGGAGGGAAUUACUCGCUGAAUGGAUGAAGCAUAUGAAGACAGUUGCCGUGCCUCACACUGAGGGUGCUACUCCUCUGUCGACACUUGGUGAUGCUGUGCAGAUUAGGACGUGGCAGAUGUACGGGCUGCCGCGCGACCCGCUGUCGGUGGAGUCCGCGGUGCUGAUGUGGAACUCGCGCCGCUGGCCUCUCAUCAUCGACCCGCAGACGCAGGCCAACAAGUGGAUACGCGCCAUGGGUAAAAUAGAGGGGUUGGUAGUGUGCAAACCAAAUGAUAGGGAUCUAUUGAGAAACUUCGAGUCAGCGCUGCGAUUUGGAAAACCCAUCCUACUGGAGAAUGUUGGCCAGGAACUGGAUCCUGCGCUCGACCCUGUUUUAAAGAGACAGUACUUUCGUCAAGCGGGCCAACUGGUGCUCAAACUGGGUGACUCGCUGAUUCCAUUCAUGCCAGGCUUUCGGUUGUAUAUCACUACGAAACUACCCAACCCUCGUUACACGCCAGAGACUUCUGUUAAAGUUCAAAUCGUCAACUUUGCUCUAGUACCCAGUGGCCUCGCGGAACAGUUGCUAUCGAUCGUAGUAGCCCAGGAGCGGCCAGACCUCGAGGAGUUGCGCGGACAACUAAUCGUGUCGCGUGCGCAACUCGCCUCGCAACUGGCCGACAUGCAGGCGGACAUCUUGUACGGCCUGUCCAACAGCGAAGGCUCCCCCGUGGACGAUCUACCGCUCAUACUGACGUUGGAAGCGAUCAAGAUAAAAAGUGCCGAGAUCAUUAUCAAAGUAGAAGACAUAGAGAAAACAACCAUAGAGAUCGACGUUGCUCGCGCCGACUACGUGCCAGUAGCCAACCGUGGCCAGAUCCUGUUCUUCUGCUUGUCGGGUAUGGCGAACGUUGACCCCAUGUACCAGUACUCGCUCGAGUGGUUCGUCAAGCUGUUCAUACGGAGUAUGGCGGAGACUGAGCCCAACGAGGACAUAGUGGAACGAGUAGAAACUAUCAUCGAGCACUUCACGUUCCUGCUGUACCAGAAUGUGUGCCGGAGCCUGUUCGAACGACACAAGCUGCUGUUUGCAUUCCUGCUGUGCGCGCGCAUACUUCUCGACCGCGGCACCAUACGUGUGCAAGAGUUCAACUUUUUGCUCAACGGCGCCAAGAUUGAACAGGAGUUGGAUAACCCCGAACCCAAGUGGAUAUCAGCCCGCAUGUGGUUAGAUAUGCAACAGUUGGCAUCGCUGCCUACCAUGAAGCAAUUCGUACUGGACAACUUCCUGCAGCAGAUCAAGUUCUUCAAGACUUACUACGAUGCCUGGAACCCGCACAAGCUUCCAUAUCCGAAGCCUUUAGAUUCUCAACUGGAUUCAUUCCAGAAGUUGCUCGUAUUGAAAUGUCUACGACCCGACAAGCUUGUACCCGGUCUACAGGACUACGUGGUGAUGGGUCUGGGUGCACGAUUCGUGGAGCCGCAGCCGGCUGACCUGGCGGCGUUGUAUGCUGAAUCAGAUCCUAUGGCGCCCAUCAUCUUCGUGCUGUCUACCGGAACUGACCCGGCUGCAGAUCUGAUGAAGUUUGCGGACAAGAUGAAGAUGGGCAAGCGUUUCGAGAGCAUAUCGCUAGGACAGGGCCAGGGGCCCCUCGCUGAGGCCAUGAUGAAAAUCGGCUGCGAUUUCGGCAAUUGGGUUUUCUUUCAGAACUGUCACUUGUCGCCGUCCUGGAUGCCGGUGCUGGAGCUAAACGUGGAACAGAUCCAGCCGGAGCUGGUGCACAAGGACUUCCGACUGUGGCUCACCUCCACACCCUCGCCACACUUCCCCGUUGCGCUGCUGCAGAAUGGCUAUAAAAUGACUGUGGAGCCCCCUAGAGGGAUUAAGGCGAACCUGCUGAAAGCUUAUAUGAAUCAAGUGCCAGACUUCGUCGAUUACUUCAACUCUAACGACAGCAAAGUUCCAAACUUUAAGUGGCUGCUAUUCUCGCUGUGCCUGUUCCACGGCGUGGUGCUGGAGCGACGAAAGUUCGGCCCGCUCGGGUUCAACAUACCGUAUGAGUUUACAGAUGGUGACUUACGCAUCUGUAUCUCGCAGCUGCACAUGUUUCUCGUCGAGUACAGCGAGGUUCCGCUGAGGAUGCUGACGUAUACGGCGGGCCACAUCAACUACGGGGGUCGCGUGACAGAUGACUGGGACCGGCGUUGCCUGCUGUACUUGCUAGCUGACUACUACUCCACCGCCGUGCUCAGCGACCGGUAUAUGUUCGACGAAAGCGGCGCCUACAAGCAGCAAUCACCGUCGACGACCAUCGAGGAGUACACCAAGUACAUCCGCACGCUGCCCCUCAACGACGACCCGUCGCUGUUUGGCCUCCACAGUAAUGCCAACAUCAGUUACGCCAUGUCCGAGACCAAUGCCAAUAUUGACACGCUGCGCAACCUGCAGCCGAAGGAAGCGAGCGGCGAGGGUGGGCUGUCGGUCGAAGAAAUGACGGAACGCGCUGCGAAGGAGAUCCUGGCGGUCGUGCCCCCGCUGCUGGACCACAGGCACAUCGCCGCCACGUACCCGGUGUCGUACAAGGAGUCGUUGAAUACGGUGCUCAUACAAGAGGCAAUACGUUACAAUAGACUCCUGAACGUUAUCAACAACUCGCUGAGAGACCUAUUGAAGGCCCUCAAGGGUCUAGUGGUGAUGUCCGAAGCCCUGGAGAGCAUGGCGGCCAGUUUGGCACGCAACGCUGUGCCUCUCAUGUGGAGUUCGAAGGCGUAUCCUUCGCUUAAACCGCUCGCCGCAUGGGUGAAGGACCUGUGCCUCCGUGUGCAGUUCAUGCAGCAGUGGGCAGACGGCGGUAUACCGAAGGUGUUCUGGAUCUCAGGGUUCUACUUCCCGCAGGCGUUCCUCACCGGGGCGUUACAGAACUACGCCCGGAAACACGUUAUCGCUAUAGAUACUGUUUCGUACGCGUUUGAGGCGUUGCCGAGUGCACCGGCCAAGAAGCCGGACGACGGAUGCUGUGUCCGCGGCCUUUUCCUGGAGGGAGCGCGAUGGAACAUGGGCGACAUGGCGCUCGAGGAAAGCCGCCCCAAGGAAUUGCACACAGAGAUGGCGAUUAUGUACAUGAAACCCGAGCAAAACCACAAACUGCAGCCAGGUCUAUACGAGUGUCCCACAUACAAGACGUUGCUCAGAGCCGGGACGCUGUCGACUACGGGCCACUCCACCAACUACGUAAUGACCAUAGAGCUAACUACACACAAGCCACAGGCGCACUGGAUCAAACGGGGCGUCGCGUUGUUUUGUGCUUUAGAUUAUUAAACUUUUUAUUAAAAACAAA